AUACCCUGUCAACUUUGUUGGAGAUGUGUAAUUUCGAGUUAACAGAUGUCGUAAACGAUGGUCCAGAACAGAGGCAUAAUGCAGUGCAAGUUCUCCCUGCCUCCGUUAAAAGAAGUCUAAUGUCUAUUCGAGUUAGCGUAAAGUGGAUAUAUUCAAACCUCGAUUAUCUAGCCACAAUGUCCGUGCAAAUCUCAGAUGAUCCCUAUGUUAAAGAUGAAUUUGUUAAUUUCUCGAGAUUUUGGGAUCAAUUUUCUGAAUUUCUUAAUACAAUGGAACGAUUGUUUCCCCAUGAACAAGGAAUCCCUCUAGAUGUUCCGUUAACAGAAGACGUUGAACUGAAUGGAUUUUCGGUUUUGAAGAAUCAAUUUUUUAUCGAAGGUCAGGCAAUAACUAAACAGGGGGAGCCUUUUGAAGAAAUGGACAUGCGUAUAUAUGAUAUAUUCGAAGAUGCUCGCAAAAUUGCUGAAUCCCAGGUUCGUAAAGAAU
Messenger RNA from Acaulospora morrowiae, 486 nucleotides. NCBI's taxonomy places the organism in Eukaryota, Fungi, Glomeromycota, Glomeromycetes, Diversisporales, Acaulosporaceae. The record is from the annotation of a GenBank genome assembly.